Molecule: messenger RNA, 954 nt
Organism: Letharia columbiana
Lineage: Eukaryota; Fungi; Ascomycota; Lecanoromycetes; Lecanorales; Parmeliaceae
Exons: 2
Coding region: 1-954 (317 amino acids)
Biological process (GO): rRNA processing
Cellular component (GO): nucleus
Source: RefSeq, a predicted model, not a curated record
AUGGGGUCGAGUGCAAAAAAGAAGAAUGAGAAGAGGAAAGACUUCAAGAAACCCAAGCUGAAGGUUGGUAAAGCUCGCCCCAAGCCAGACAAUUUCACGGACACAAGCUUCAAGGCAAAGGCCAUCGUCCUCGCCCACCAGUCCCUCACUACCAAUGCCCCCACUCAAUCCACGCAAUUCACCCACCACCUGUCCCUUCUCUCCUCCCGCUCAUCGUCUCAACGACGCGACUCUCUUGCCUACCUCACUGCGGCUCUUACCUCCCGGCCCGUCAAUAUAACCCUCCCACAGCCUGUCGGCGUCCUCCUAUCGAAACUCAACCCUCUGAUACUGGACGGCAGCAAUAGCGUUCGCAUACAACUCCUCAAACUUCUUCGCACUCUUCCAUCUCGAGAGAUUGAACCUCAUACAGGACAAACUCUGCUCUAUAUCCGCGCCGGACUCACCCAUCUUGCCGCAGAUAUUCGUUCCUCAGCCACCGAUUUGUUACUCUGGGCCAUCGAAGCCUGCCCCAACGAGCUUGUCUCCUGCGCCGGUGGCUGGGUAAAGACGUUGAAAUGCCUGCUGACUGUACUGCACUGGCACGCUCCUUCCCUCACACCUGGUACAGGGCCGGUCGUGGGGGCCAAUGCAUGGUCAUCAUCUCGGGCUCCUACUCUAGGAAGAGAAGGGUCAGAGGGUAAGUUGACGGUCAAGACAUUGAAUGUACUGGCUACAUUUCUACGCGCCGGGCUAAUGGAGGAACACAACGCCGACGAAGAUGCUAUGUAUGCCGAGAAAUGGCCCUUCCCAUUAAGGUAUGUAGAGGCUCAUAUGCUACCGAAACGUUCGAACGCCUUUGCCCAUCUCAACCUUUUUGGACCGCCAAGGGAUGAAGAAAGUGAAAUGUAUGUUGAGCGAGAGGAACGGCACAGGAUAUUCCACAACAAGGUUUUAUGCAAUUGUUUCCAGUGA